Messenger RNA from Aspergillus welwitschiae, 660 nucleotides. RefSeq names its product E2 ubiquitin-conjugating protein UBC7. The record is from RefSeq and is a predicted model, not a curated record. Gene Ontology annotation, cellular component: endoplasmic reticulum; cytosol. Lineage: Eukaryota; Fungi; Ascomycota; Eurotiomycetes; Eurotiales; Aspergillaceae. Bases 113 to 613 code for a protein of 166 amino acids. The transcript has 2 exons.
CCACCAGCACCAAAAACCCACUACCUGCUUCCCUCACACGACGCCGGAGAAAUUAAGCCAAUAAUUAAAACCAAUACUUCUCAAAGAGAAAGAAAGGCAGUGAUCAAUCAAAAUGUCCUCCGUCGCCCAGAAACGCCUCUUCCACGAAUACAAAAACCUCUCCACCAACCCCCCCGAGGGCAUCACCGCCGGCCCCGUCACCGAAGAUGACAUGUUCCACUGGGAAGCACUAAUCCAGGGGCCUGAAGGUACGCCCUUCGAGGGCGGCGUGUUCGCGGCCGAGUUGAAGUUCCCUAAAGAUUAUCCGCUUAGUCCGCCUACAAUGAAGUUUGUGGGUGGUGGGGUUUGGCAUCCUAAUGUAUACCCCAACGGGACCGUGUGCAUUUCCAUCCUCCACCCCCCCGGUGACGACCCCAACCAUUACGAACAUGCUUCGGAGCGGUGGUCACCUAUCCAGAGCGUGGAGAAGAUUCUCAUCUCCGUUAUGAGUAUGUUGGCGGAGCCGAAUGAUGAGUCUCCGGCGAACGUGGAGGCUGCGAAGAUGUGGAGGGAGCGGAGGGGGGAGUAUGAGCGGAAGGUGAGGGAUGAGGUUAGGAAGGGAUUGGGGUUGUAAAGCACCCUCUUCCUCAAUACGAGUUCAAUGGUGAAGGGGAGGGGUUU